AUGGGUGACGACGAUUGGCCGUCGCAACGGUUUCGGGAUCAUGUGAUAAAUCGACUGGAACCGGAACUGGCACGUAAUCGUCAGAAUGCGCCAAAUUUACCUGUACCCGGUGAUGCUCGACAG
Molecule: messenger RNA, 123 nt
Organism: Gongylonema pulchrum
Lineage: Eukaryota; Metazoa; Nematoda; Chromadorea; Rhabditida; Gongylonematidae
Source: the annotation of a GenBank genome assembly